Messenger RNA from Cydia amplana, 943 nucleotides. It is a transcript of the gene Rab4, whose product is annotated as ras-related protein Rab-4B. Gene Ontology annotation, cellular component: plasma membrane; recycling endosome. NCBI's taxonomy places the organism in Eukaryota, Metazoa, Arthropoda, Insecta, Lepidoptera, Tortricidae. The record is from RefSeq and is a predicted model, not a curated record. The coding region runs from base 147 to 794 and encodes 215 amino acids. The transcript is spliced from 4 exons. Gene Ontology annotation, biological process: regulation of endocytosis; vesicle-mediated transport; Rab protein signal transduction. Gene Ontology annotation, molecular function: GTP binding; GTPase activity.
AGUGACACUGAAGAAAAUCAAGAAAACUCCGGAAAUGAAACAUCUUGUGUUUUGAUCGUGUUUAUACAUAAACAUUUUGUGUUUCUUGAUUCUAUCAUCAGAACAUCUAAUAAAAUUAAGGCCUGUUGUGAUUAUACACAUACAUCAUGUCCGAAUCCUAUGAAUACUUGUUCAAAUUCCUCGUUAUUGGAAGUGCGGGUACAGGAAAAUCGAGCCUCCUUAAUAACUUCAUUGGCAACAAAUUCAAAGAAGAUAGGUGUCAUACUAUCGGAGUAGAAUUUGGAUCUAAAAUUGUGAAUAUAGGAGGUAAAUCAACCAAAUUACAAAUUUGGGAUACUGCGGGGCAAGAGAGGUUUCGUUCUGUGACACGGUCAUACUACAGAGGGGCUGCUGGUGCUCUAUUGGUGUAUGACAUCACGUCCCGGGACUCGUUCAAUGCUCUAUCUAACUGGUUGAGAGACGCGCGAACUCUCGCUAGCCCCAACAUUGUCAUAUUACUUGUUGGAAAUAAGAAGGAUUUGGAAGACUCCAGAGAAGUUACGUUUACGGAAGCUAGUCAAUUUGCUCAGGAAAAUGAGUUGGUAUUUCUUGAGACCAGUGCAAAGACAGGUGAAAAUGUAGAGGAGGCUUUCCUGAAAUGCUCUAAAACGAUCCUAGCCAAGAUUGAAGCUGGUGAGUUGGAUCCGGAAAGAAUAGGUUCCGGUAUACAAUAUGGUACUGGAGCAUCCAAGCGACUGACAGCACCAAGGAGCAAACCUGCUCGGACACCUUCAGAAUGUGCCUGUCGUGUAUAAAAUUAUUAUUUAUUUUUAAAUCUAAUUUACAUUAUGUCAAGAGUGCACACAUUUUUUACUUAUGCUAGUGAAAAAUGCAUGUGUUGCCAGAAUGAAUAUUGGCUUUAAGAAACUGUUAAGUUUGGAUACAUUUUACCUUUACUUUCUUG